AUGGACGAAUCGAAAAUGUUAUUAAAAGCUCAGUACAGCUCAACGGCUGGUUCGAAAGCUCAUGGUAGAUCUAUACUUUCGCUAUGUAAAUUUUGGUAUAACGACGAUAUUCACAAGCAACUCAUAGUGGCUUUUGCUUCCAUUGUUGCCUGUGAUAAAACGUUAUUAAAAGUGAAAAGAAAAGAACAAGUAAAUGCGAUAAAGUCGAUAAUCGCGUUGAGUAAUGGAAAAAAGCAAAAGAAACUCAUCGAUGAUUUAAUCAAAAAUAUUGAAAAAGUAAUUACUGGAGCGAAAUUGUUGAUCGAAAGUAAACAAUUUCAUUCAUUUGAUCCAUUUCCAAGCAAUAAUUUAUUAAGAGAAGCGCUUGCAAAUGUCAUUGAAAAUACGGCUUUUUUUAGCGAAAUUGUUUUACGAUUUCCAUCUUUCAUUGGAAAAAGGUUUUCAAGUGAUUCGAACUGGAAUGCGAUAGUGAAUUGGGCCUAUAAUUUUAGCAUGGGAACGAAUUUGUAUGAUGAUUCUGGAUCUAAAUUAUUAAAUUUAGCUGCGCAACAAUUAAAUAUAAUUCCGAGGGAGGAAAAUUUUUAUAACCCAUAUGACAAAAGGAAUAUAAAAGAAGAAAUGGAGUUUGAAGCAGUACGAAGAAUGAACGAAGCAAAAGAACGAAAAUUGCAGGAAAAGAAAUUGGAAAGAAAAAGGAAAAAGAAAAAUGUACCUUCAUUAACGAAGAGCGAAUUAUGA
Molecule: messenger RNA, 738 nt
Organism: Dracunculus medinensis (Guinea worm)
Lineage: Eukaryota; Metazoa; Nematoda; Chromadorea; Rhabditida; Dracunculidae
Source: the annotation of a GenBank genome assembly